Messenger RNA from Cladophialophora psammophila CBS 110553, 1608 nucleotides. RefSeq lists its product as uncharacterized. The record is from RefSeq and is a predicted model, not a curated record. Gene Ontology annotation, cellular component: membrane. NCBI's taxonomy places the organism in Eukaryota, Fungi, Ascomycota, Eurotiomycetes, Chaetothyriales, Herpotrichiellaceae. The coding region runs from base 1 to 1608 and encodes 535 amino acids. Gene Ontology annotation, biological process: transmembrane transport; carbohydrate transport. Gene Ontology annotation, molecular function: carbohydrate:proton symporter activity. The transcript has 4 exons.
AUGAACUCCAACAUCUCCCAACUCGGGGCCGACCCUGAGCAGCAAUCUGUCGAAGCCGUGAGAAAGGAAAAGCUCAGCAUCGAUCAUCUUGAAGUCACUGCAGAUGAGCAGCUUGGCCAUCUGGCUAACCAGGAAGACCACGAGUUGGGUGUCUGGGAGUCUCUCAAAAGAUAUCCUUGGUCUUGUGCUUGGUGUGUCUAUGCCUGCUGGUCUAUCGUCCUCGCUGCCUUCGAGCUCCAAGCAGCAGGCUCCGUUCUGGGGAUCCCUGAAUUCCGGAAAGACUUUGGCUCCUACUUCGAGGGCAACUAUGUGCUGCCCGCGGAAUGGCAGUCGGCAUUCAAUGCCGCCCCAGUGGCGUCUGCCAUUGUCGGUGUGCUUGGUGGCGCCGCUGUUGCCGACAUGAUCGGGCGCAAAUUCACCUUGAUAGGCGCAUUGACAGUCAGCUUUGCUGCAAUCAGCAUCGAGUUUGCUUCAACCACCAAUCCUGUUUUCUUUGGGGGCAAAUUUUUGAACGGCUUUGCGAUCACGCCUCACGCCUGGAGGGGCAUCUUCACUGUAGGCAUUGGAGUCGCUUUUGGCAUUGGUCCUCUCUUGGCCUUCAUCAUUGUCAAUUACACUGGUGAUGUCGACUCUCGUUGGGCGUAUCGUGUCGUUUUUUGCUGCCAAUACGGUUUCGCGGGUGUCUCGGCACUUCUGGCUCCAUUCAUGCCUGAGUCUCCCUGGUGGUUGGUUUCAAAGGGGAAGAAUGAAAAGGCGCUCAGGAGCCUCAGCAAACUUGGCCAGAAAGGCCAGGAGGGCAACAAGAGGCUGGCACUGAUCCAGUUGACACUCGAAGAGAUCAGAAGAGAAACCGAAGGUGUCACCUAUUUCGAGUGUUUCAGACGGUCCAAUCUCCGACGCACAAUCAUUAGCGUUGGGCCCUUGAUCAUCCAAGUGCUGACGGGUAUUACCUUCGUCGCUGGGUACUUCACCUACUACCUCCAACUUGCGGGCUAUUCGGCCAAGGAAAGCUUUAGAAUCCAGAUUGCGCAGCCGGUGCUUUCCAUUGUGGGCAAUCUCAUGGCAGCCUAUUUGAUCGACAGGGUAGGGAGACGCAAUCUGACCUUCUACGGUCUGGCCAUUUUAGUGGUGCUCCUCUUUAUCGAAGGUGGGCUCGCUACGGGCGGCAGCCCCGGCGAGAUCAAAGGCACCGUCGCCAUCAUCUUGAUCUACAGCUGGAUGUACAAUGUCUCGAUCGGAUCGACCGCCUUCUCCAUCAUGACGGAGACGGCCACGGCUCGUCUUCGAGUCAAGACGAUCGCGAUCGGCCUCGCGUUGCAAAACUCGGUCAACGUCAUGUGGCAAUUUGUGCUGCCUUACAUGUUCAAUCCGGACAAAGGCAACCUUGGCGGCAAGGUCGCCUUCGUCUUCGGCGGGCCCAGCUUUCUCUGUCUCUGUUAUCUGUGGUACUUCCAGCCAGAAACUAGCGGCCGGACUUACGAGGAGUUGGAUGAGAUGUUUGCCAAGCGUGUUCCAGCGAGGCAGUUCAAGUCUUAUAAGCCAGAUGCUCAGGCAAAGGGCGAGGUGGUCAAAGACACUGUGGAACAUCAAAAAGCGAUGACUGCUUGA